AUGUCCUUAAUCAAAUUCAUUUUAUUCAUAAUCAUUUUAGUAUGUACCAUUUUUAAGACAAAUAGUUUUACUCCAGAAGGUAGAGGAGGUCAUGGAGCUGUAAUAAUUAAUAAUCAGUUGUAUAUUAUGGGAGGAUCUCGUUUGAUUCCAGACACGAGCCCAUUCAGGAGUUCAAUAAGAAGAUAUAAUUUAUCGAAUGAAGUUUUUUAUUUGGAUCUUACAUCGUCAUUUUCUACAAAUAAGCCACCGUAUGUAGACCUUACUGGAACUUCUGCGCGAUUGCAAUAUGGGAAUGAAAAAA
Messenger RNA from Dentiscutata erythropus, 301 nucleotides. The record is from the annotation of a GenBank genome assembly. Lineage: Eukaryota; Fungi; Glomeromycota; Glomeromycetes; Diversisporales; Gigasporaceae.